CUCCAUUGACUUGGACAGGUCGUCAACACACAGUCAGUUCAGUCAUGUGGAUGGUGUCUGUCAGUGUGUCUGUGAGAUGCCCGACGGCCACCGCACACAGAGAGCGAUCGUCACCCUCGCGUACUCGGCAGUCAGCACACCACCACACGCCGGACAAAUAAGGGCGUAUUCAUCCAUUGAUGCGAUAGUCACACACACACGCACACACCCAGACUCAUCCCACUUUCCGCUGCUUGGAUGGCGGCUCCUGACUCUGUGGACAUACAGACAGACAGACAGACAGAGGUGUGUGUGUGUGUGCUGUCCGUCAUCCAUAUGCAUCCAUCCAUCCCCCCCCCGAGUGUAUGCGGUAGGUAUGUACCUGCAUAUACCCACAUCUACACAUCUUGAGUCCACCUGUCGGUCGACGGACACACACCGACACAGAGAGAGGGAGGGCAUGAGAUGCGAAGGGCAUCGAUGCAUCCAUGAGAUGCGAGCAGCCUUGCUUACACCGAGGGCACUGGGGCAUUUCGUGCAGCAUCUGAUCGCCGACAGACUCCUGCACACACACAACAGCCACACACACACACAACCAACCACAGGCAUCCAUGCCAUGUACAUACAUGUGUCUGCGUGUGUGCACUGCACAGUCAGUGCUUAUUUAUUGAGUCCCUCCUCACCUCCAUGGAGUAGUCGAGCACAGCUUUGGGCUGCGUCCUGGUGUAGGCGCGGCCGAUGAACUCAGGGUUCUCCUCGACCUUCUCAGCGUACGCCCUCAGCACCUCAACAGGGUCCUCGUCCUUGAUGGUGCUCUUGUUGAUGCGCUGGGCGAUGUACUGAGACAGCUUGUUCUCCUCGGCACCUGCCAUGGUCGACGGCCUGACCACACACACACGGACGCGUCCAGUCAUGUGGGUGGGGUGGGGUGGGGUGGGGUGGGGUGUGGGUGUCAGGCCGUUAUUGUCUCACUUCUGCGGCAUUUUGGUCUUCUGCUCGCGCUCGGCGUCUCUCGGUUUGACCCUGUAGAUAGAUGCACAUAUACACGUGAAUGCAUCGCAUCCACGGCGUGUGUCAAGUCGGGUGUUCUGUGCUGUGUUGGUUUACUUGCGAAGGUGCCCGCUGCGGGUCUCUUUGAAGAUCUUGGGCAGGUUAUCGGCCUGUAGACAGACAGAGGCACGCACGAGGCACACAGACACAAUAGACAUACACACACUCAUUGUAUGCAUCCAUGUGUGUGUGCGCACCUGGAAGACGGGCUCGUUGAAGCCGACCAUGUCGUCACGUCUUCACACACCACACACAGAGCACCGUAUAGACACAUCCAUCCGUUUGCUAUGUGCGAGUGUGUACCGUUUUGCCGGCGCCUUGGCAAUGAAGAGCAGUGCGCCCUUCUGGCUGAUGCUCGUGUCGUAGUUGAGGCGCACCGUGCCGUCAGUGUGGCCGCUCACCAGCUGGUUAAUCUCGUCGUUCCAGACGGUGGUCGUGACGCCCACGUUGGCGAAGGUCAAGGACUGCACGCACUCGUAUGUGCUGGACGAGUAGAACUGACACGCACAUACACGAACACACAAACACACGAACACAUGUGGGAGUGGAGUGCGUGCGGGGGAGUUUUGGCUCUGUGCUGACCGACCUUGAUGAAUCCGUCCUUGUUGCGCUUGUCGACGGAUGUGCCCGUGAAGAUCAGACUCUCGUCCGGCGACAGACCGACGUUCACCUAAACACACACAUAAAUGCACACAUUCGCUUUGGAAGUGCGUGUCUGUUUUAUUUCUGUGUGUGUGCAUACCUUUGCUGCAGCGUUGACGUUGAGGAGGUUGCCCCACGUGUGCACAGGCGACUUGAGCUGACGCAUGUCCCACACUGACAUACACAGGCAGACAGACAGCACACAAAUAUUCACGUAUGGGGGCACUCCUGUGUGUGCGUGUGGAUGUGUUGGUGUGCGUCUCUGGAGGCGCGACGUACGCUUCAUUGUGUCGUCCUGUGCGCGUGAGAUGAGCCUGGUGUUGUCCUUUGUGAACUUGACACACGUCACCUCAGAAGCAUGGGCGUCACGCACCACCUACAGCCGCCACACACAUCCACACACACAGUGACCCACACACAACACAACACAACACCCGCAGGUGUGUGUUGCUUUGCCUACGUGGUCGGGCUUGCCGUAUUUCUUCUUCUCGUUCCACACUUGGAUGGAGCCGUCCACACAACCUAAUGGACGGCACAAAGACAGACGGCGGGCUGAUGGCUGUGCGUGUCAGUGAGUGUGGGGAUGCUCAUAGUAUAGGUCACCUCCGACAAUGGCUUUGGCCUCCGUGUUGGUGUAGGUGCAGCAGAUGACGAAGCAGUUGCUGCGGGAAAGACACACACAGGGUGGGGUACAUGUGAAUAGGCAUGUCCAUCUACUCUGCGUGUGGUUGGUUGGUUGCCUGAUGUUCAUGUUUCGUUUGUCGAUGGCCUUGAGGCAGUGCACCAUCGGCAGUGCCUGGUCGAUCCCGUACGCACGCGCAUUCACAUCCCAUAUCCUAUGCCAGACACACGGAGAGAGAGGGAGAGAGAGAGAGAUGAGUGGAUGCCUCCACGAGUGUGUGUGUGUGUGUGUGCGUACCUGACGGUAGCGUCGUGUCCUGCGGUGAUGAAAGUGUUCUUGUCGUUCGGGUGCCAAUGGCAGUCGGUGAUCAUGUGCGUGUGGCCCCUGAAGACAGAGAGACACAUAUGGAUGCACACAGGUGUCUGUGAGUGUCGACUAUGGACACACCUGGUGUUGGCAGUGUCUCUGAUGUACAUGUCGCCCUUGACCGUUUUCUGCAACCACACACACACAUAUGCACACACCACAAACGUGUGUGUGGAUAUGCCUACACCCAUGCAUGCGCACGUACCUGCACUGGCUUCGCGUCAAGGUCGUAAAUGCGACAAAUGGCGUCACCUGAUCAGACACACACACACAGAGACAUUCAGACGCGUUGGUGGGCACACAGCAGACAUACCGGCGGCACAGAUGAAGUGCGACCCAGUGAUCGAAUACUCGAUUGCCUGCACCACAUCAACCAACGGUAAGCCACAAACCAAGAGAUACGUGCACUUCCUCUCUAUUCACGCCUCUCUCUCUCUGCGUGUGAGUGUCUGUCUUGCGCACCAUGAUGGUGUGUCCCUCGACGGGUUCGAACUGUCUGAAUGAGCGCAUGGCUGUCGUCAUGCCGUUGAAGUCAAACAACCGCACUUGGUAGUCGAGCCCGCCGGUGAUCAUGCGGGAGCCUUUCGGAUUCAGAGAAAGCGCGGACACCGUCUUGUUGUGUGCGGGCACCUCCACCUCAUACGCACAGGGGAUCCUCCCUCUCCCACCCCCACUCCCUCCACCACCACCCGGAGAUGCACUCUCCCGCCCCAUCAUGGCACGGAUCCUCGCCAGCUCCGCCUCAGAUAUGUCGUCGUCUUCAGCAGCAUCACCGCCACCAGCAGCAACAGGAUCUUCCUGAUCUCCGUCAUCGUCCGGCGGUGGUAGAGGUGUGGCGACGGCCGGCUGUUGCUGGUGCUCUGGUCGUCUGGCGACACCGAGCAGCGGCUUGGCUGACUUGGCUUUGGCCGAUGAGCGGCCAAAUGACACGGGGAACAUCUGUCUGAAGACGUCAUCGUCCUCUCCUUCUCCCUCUUGAUCUAGCUCAUCCAUGUCGGCGUCAUCUUCGUCUCGUUGCUGCUGCUGCUGCUCUUCUCGCCAGCUGGACUGAUGCUGCCUGCUCGUGUCACCGAAUGACAGCAGGCCUUUCCUCCUCUCCGAUUGUGGCUGUUGCCGAGGGUGGUGAGCGGCCUGUUGCUGCUGCUGUUGUUGCUGCUGCUGUUGCUGCUGGCGUCUGUUUCUGUAGGCCUGGUAUUGGCGCAGCUCACUGUGUGCGUCGUGUGUGUCGGCGUGCUGGACGUCCUCGGCUGCGCGCGAUGUCUGGUAGCGAGAGGAGCCUCGCAGACGCUUCUGUGGGGACACGCGCAACGCACAUAGACAGACAGAGAUAGAUCAGAUGACACGCAUGUCUUGCGAAUGUGAUCGUCUCUGACCAGUUCGUCCUCAUCGCUGUCGAUGCGCUCGUCGUCAUCCGCCAUGUUUGAACGACCUGUCUAAAAUAUUCUCUGCUACCUUCGCAAUUCUUCUAGGG
Messenger RNA from Vitrella brassicaformis, 4130 nucleotides. The record is from the annotation of a GenBank genome assembly. Lineage: Eukaryota; Vitrellaceae.